Chlorella variabilis is the source of this 2021-nucleotide messenger RNA. RefSeq lists its product as hypothetical. The coding region runs from base 1 to 1551 and encodes 516 amino acids. The transcript has 6 exons. Gene Ontology annotation, molecular function: protein kinase binding. Gene Ontology annotation, biological process: regulation of cyclin-dependent protein serine/threonine kinase activity. The record is from RefSeq and is a predicted model, not a curated record. NCBI's taxonomy places the organism in Eukaryota, Viridiplantae, Chlorophyta, Trebouxiophyceae, Chlorellales, Chlorellaceae.
AUGGCGACCACCGCUUCGUUUGUGAGCAGCAGCUGCAUCAGCAGCAGAGCGGCGGUGCGCCCGGCGGGCGGCCCCCAGCUUGCCCGGCAACCGGCGGCGGCGGCAGGCGGCGCGCGGCAGCGUUCCCUGCCGCCGCUCAGAGCCGCGGCCUCCGUGAACGGCAGCAGCCCACCCCUGCAAUACCCAGACUUCUUUCCACCAGAGGCCGCGGACAUCGAGGAGCCCGCGGCGCAGCAGAUGAUGGCGGCGAUGCGGCGCACGCCGCUGCAGGUGGCGGGCCUGGGCGAGGUGCAGACGGCCUACGUGGGCCCCGCGGCGCCUGACACCUCCCGCCCCGCCUUUGUGCUGCUGCACGGCUUCGACUCCUCGUCGCUGGAAUUCCGCCGCUUCCUGCCGCUGCUCAGCCAGGCGGCAGACGUGUACGCGGUGGACCUGGCCGGCUGGGGCUUCACUGACUGCGGCUUUGGCGGCGGCCAGGGCGCCGACAUCAAGCUGGGUCCCGCGCAGAAGCGGGCGCACCUGCGUGCCUUCCUGCGGGAGGUGGUGGGGCGGCCCGCCACGCUGGUGGGCACCAGCCUGGGCGGCACAGUGGCCAUCGACUAUGCCACCAGCCAUCCCGAGGACUUGGCCAGGCUGGUGCUCAUCGACGCGCAGGGGUUCAUCGACGGCAUCGGCCCACUGGCCACCAUGCCCCGCUUCCUGUCCCAGCUGGGCGUCAAGGUGCUGCGCUCGGUGCCGCUGCGCCAGGUGGCCAACCAGAUGGCCUACCACGACAGGCGGCGGUAUGCCACAGACGACGCCAUGCGCGUGGGCCGCCUGCACACCAACCUGCCGGGGUGGACCGACGCAAACGUGGCCUUCAUGCAGUCGGGCGGCUAUGCGAUCAGCUCAGCCAUCAAGGACGUGCAGCUGCCCACGCUGGUGGUGUGGGGCCGCAACGAUGAGAUCCUCAGCCCCGACAAUGCCCAGAAGUUCAUGGACACGCUGCCUGAUGCGCGGCUGUUCUUCUCUAACCACCACUACGCCCAGGUGGCGGGCGUGUCGCUUGCCGAAUUCAACGCCAUGGAGCUCGAUUUCCUGCACAGGAUCGACUACCGCGCGGCCGUGGCCGUGCCCGAGCUGUGCGCCGCGCUGCGCGCAAUGCUGGCGCUGGCGGGCGGCCGCGCCGGGCCCUCGGCCCUCCUGCCGCCCGCCCCGCUGGCCGCCUGCGAGGCGGCCGCGGCGGCGGCAGGGGGCGAGGAGGAGGAGUCUGUCGACACCUCGGCGCCCAUCGCCGCGGCGCUGGAUGCGGCUGCCGCCGCCGCUGCCGACGAGGCGGAGCAGCUGCGGGCGUGCGCAGCCAGCGCCGCGCCGGCACAGCCCGCGCUGCUGCCGUGGGCCGGCACCGGCGCCAGCACCGACGUCGUGGCCGCCGAGGCGGCCGCCGAGGAGGCCGCGCAGCGCGCGGAGCCGCCGCGGCGCAGCAAGAAGCGGUGCAGCGCUGAGGCGGCGCACCCGCACCUGGCGCACGAGGAGCGCCAGCACCUGCCGGACGCCGUCUGCCAGGCCUGAGGCGGGCAGCGGCCUGCUCCGCUGGGCACCAGCCGCGGCUCGUGAGGCCCCUACCGCCGCCCCUGCCCGACGCCAAACCACACACGACUCUCCACAAAUACCCCCCCCCCAUUUUGACCCUGCGAUGCCUUUGGUUGACGUUUCAAGACCGCCGUGGCCCCCCCACCAUCCACACAUCCACCCACCUGAGCGCACCCCACCACCCGAUACUCACCAACGUCACCCAACACAACUGCUCUGCAACACAACUGCUCUGCCCCGUCUUUGUCAAGUGCCUAAGUUUUCCCCCUUUUGACCGCUCUUUUUCAUUUCCCAUGUCCCACCCCGUGCCCGACCCUUCUGUGUCUACCUGCAGGUAGGCCUCCCGGUAAGGAUGUGCCCCAUGAUGGGCAUGCGCUCUGCCGCACGAUGCCCCUUUCUUUCUGUCCUUUCUUCCUUUUCGUUCCCGCCACACCGCCAUUGAUUUAUGC